Glarea lozoyensis ATCC 20868 is the source of this 2547-nucleotide messenger RNA. Its product is annotated as Zn2/Cys6 DNA-binding protein. The coding region runs from base 1 to 2547 and encodes 848 amino acids. The transcript is spliced from 5 exons. Gene Ontology annotation, cellular component: nucleus. Gene Ontology annotation, biological process: DNA-templated transcription; regulation of DNA-templated transcription. The record is from RefSeq and is a predicted model, not a curated record. Gene Ontology annotation, molecular function: zinc ion binding; DNA binding; DNA-binding transcription factor activity, RNA polymerase II-specific. NCBI's taxonomy places the organism in Eukaryota, Fungi, Ascomycota, Leotiomycetes, Helotiales, Helotiaceae.
AUGACUCCUACACCUCCGUCUACUACUUCGUCAAGCGCUGGUGGCCAUUCUCCAGAUGCACAAUUUCGUGUUGUGCGAAAGAGAAACAGAGUGCCCUUGUCCUGCGGUCCGUGCCGGCAUAGAAAGCUGAAGUGUAAUCGGACGCAUCCAUGCGAGAACUGUGUGAGAAGAGGGGAUGCUUCUUCAUGCUCGUAUGCUGCGCCUGGUUCACGGAAAAAGAACCAAAGUCAAGGAGCUUCCACACCUGAUGAUAUGCAAAAUCGUAUUGACCGUUUAGAAGGCUUAGUUUUAUCUUUGAUGACCAAUGGCGCCCAGUCCGCUGGUCCAGCAGCAGCUACCGCAGCCAUUGCUCGUUCUCAAAGCGAUGGUGCAGGUUCCUUCACAUCUCCUCUGGGGCUGGAUGACGAAGAAGAUGGAAUGAUAAAAGAAGAAGACGAAGAUGGAGAGAAUAGUGAGGUGGAAGGCGUUACUAACUCGUUAGGACAUUUGAAGGUAGAUGCAGACAAAGGGAAGUCCAUGUAUGUGGGAGACUCCCAUUGGCAUAUGGUUUUAGCAGAUAUCACUGAAGUCAAGAAUUACUUCAUUUCCCACAAGAAGGAUAUCGAAAAGAACUAUGAAAGAAUUCGACAAUCAAAACCAAGUUCCGUAAUCGACGGGCCAGCUUUCCUUUUCAAUACACAUGGUCCAGCUACAGAUGGAGAACUUCGUGGAGAAGUUCCCACGAAGUCAGCGGUAGAUAAACUCGUAACCCGGUACUUCAACUCAUAUGAUCCUGCCGUCCAUAUACUUCACUCCCCGACUUUCCAUAAGCAACUCCAUAAUCACUGGCAGGAUCCAGCAAAGACAUCCAUAGUGUGGCUCGGAUUGCUUUACUCCAUUCUAUCCCUUGCCAUGCAGUCGUACAAUAAGAUCGGUGAUGAGCCAUUGGAAUGGAAAGGCCGAACACUGGAAUUAGCCAGCGAAUAUCGGUUGCGAACGGUGCAAUGCUUGGUCAACUCGGAUUAUACGAAGUCAUCUAUUUAUACAAUCGAAACGCUAAUUCUGUAUGUUCAAGGCGAAUACCAGACUCGUUUCGAUGCAGAAGUGGGGAUUUGGGUUAUAGUAGGAAUGAUUGUACGACUAUCUAUGCGAAUGGGUUAUCACCGAGACCCAAGUAAUUACCAAGGCAUUACGCCCUAUCAGGCCGAGAUGAGACGGCGCAUAUGGUCGUUUAUACGACAGAUGGACACCAUGUUCUCCUUUCAAUUAGCGCUUCCAGGUAUGAUAAGAAGCACAGACUGCGACGCGUCGUUGCCUCGAAAUAUUUUUGAAGACGAAUUCGGCCCAGACACUAAAGUCUUGCCGCUUGCAAGACCACUCUCGGAACCCACUCCUGUGAGUUAUAUGAUUGUUAAAUCACAUAUUAGUGUCGAAUUUUCUACCAUUUUGGAAGAGAUAAAUGCGGUCAACGGAAAGGCUAUCAGCUAUGACGAGAUAUUGAAGAGGGAUAAUAAGUUACGAGAUUUGAGAAGCAACAUACCCCCUCAUCUACGCCUCCGUCCUCUAGAGGAAUGCAUGCAUGAUCCUGCUACAUUGUUGAUGCAGCGAUUCAAUAUUGAUAUAUUUUGGCAGAAGACUGUCGUUGUGCUCCAUCGGAAAUACAUAGCUCGGGCAAGGCAAAAUCCGCGUUACGCACAUUCUCGUAGAGCAUGCGUAGAUGCAUCUCUGGAGAUUCUACGACAUCAAAUCAAGCUGCACAGCGAAUCCCAACCGGGAGGCCGUCUGCGAGCUAUGAAAUGGUUCAUUUCAUCACACACAAAGCACGAUUACCUCCUUGGUGCCAUGAUUGUUUGCCUCGAAUUACACUACGAUCAAGUCACUGAAUCAUUGCCCGAGCCUCCUCCGAAUCAUGACCCGUAUUUUUGGACCCCUUCUCAACGUGCUGAGAUGCUUUCAUCGUUGGAAGCAUCCCACUCGAUAUGGAAGGAAUCAUCAACUUCAUCAAUGGAGGCAUACAAGGCAUCUAACGUACUCACUAUCAUGCUUGAGAAAUUGAAAAGCCCAAAGGAAGCUCCUCUGGAGCCAUCUACUACAGCUCAAGCUUUUGCUCAAUUUGAUGACGAAAACCUUAAGCCGGAGCACUCAGCGGCCAUGACUCUAGGAAUGUUGUCUGGUGGUUUAACUCCCAAUUCUGCAGCCUUCCUUAGCAACAUGGCCCAAUCUCCUGGAGGAGGCUUAUAUGCAAACAUCGACACGAAUAUGCGCGAUACAACUGGUCUUACACCGGCCCUCCAGAUCGAUAAUCCUUUUGCCUCGAUGAACAGCGUUGCUUCACCCUUCGCUGUAUUUAAUAAUGCGACUAGCGGUACCGGAAUGAUGGAUUUGCCAGCGAAUUUAGACUGGGAGGCUUGGGACUCGUUUAUCCAGAAUGGCGGUAAUGUCGAGGCUGCAUAUGCCUACUACCCCCCGAAUACCGACCAAACGUUGGUUCCAGACAAUCAAGUUGAUCUGUCGCAACAGCAAUAUGAUGCAAAUAUCUUUAUGGGAGCCAACACACCUGGUAAAUGA